This is a messenger RNA of Alternaria hordeiaustralica, 1674 nucleotides long. RefSeq lists its product as uncharacterized. The transcript is spliced from 2 exons. Gene Ontology annotation, molecular function: magnesium ion transmembrane transporter activity; magnesium ion binding; cobalt ion binding. The record is from RefSeq and is a predicted model, not a curated record. Bases 1 to 1674 code for a protein of 557 amino acids. Lineage: Eukaryota; Fungi; Ascomycota; Dothideomycetes; Pleosporales; Pleosporaceae.
AUGGCAUAUCCUUUUCGGCCCGCGUCACCUGCCGAGGACCUGCCCCCAUACUACCAAGACACAGGCAACGACGAUAUUCGGCAAUGCUUCCGUAACUUCGAUUUGGACCGGAACUUCGACCUCUUCGAUAGGCAAACAAGAGAGCACAGGUGCCGCAAUUUCUGUAUCGACUUUGGAGAAGAUGAAGGUGAUGCCUUUUGCGCUUUCGAUCUCAACGCCGAAGCGUACAAGAAGUUGCUGCAAUCGCCACGACCGACUGAACUACAUACGCGAUGGAUCAACAUCUGGAAUCCCUCCAACCAGAAAGAGCUGAUCAGAACGCUAGCCUCUCACUUCGACUUCACGCCUAGACUGCUGGGCAUGAUGACGAGCGAUCACGUUCCGCCACGUAAUAACCCAUCCUUGCGCAUGAAGAAGAGUUCUUCGACCCUAAGAUCGGUGUUCUCCCACAAAUCAUACACAUCGAACAUGUCCAAUUCGAUCAGGGAAAAGGCGAAGCAAGCGAAUGAACAAGCGUUGGAUUCAGAAUCCAGUAUCGGUCUCACCGAAUUGAUGCAAUCUACACAGCUGGAGCUGGUCCGAGAUUUGGAUCACUACCAGCUAGUAGACGAUGUAUGGCAUUGGAGUACCGUCGAUCAGGGUCGGAGAUUCAUCUCGAUCUCCGAAGACCCCUUCCCGUUCUCCAACGGUCCUUUGACCCACGAAGACGUGAAAGUACUCUUCACAACACGUCGGAAUACUGUGAACGUCUUCAGACAACUCACGAAAGCGCCGACGCCACUUAGAGAAGCAGCGCUCACUCAACUACCCAUCCGCCAACGUCUCGGCAGCAGCGAUGAGGAAACUGCCCAUCGCCCCACGGAUGCUCCCGGCUUGCUCUUCUACUACCUCUUCGAAGACUGGGGCGCAACCUUCGAUCUCAUCUCCCGCCGCGAACACGGCUACGCCGCCGAGCUUGACAGACUCCGACAAGAAAUGCUCCAGACAGCCAAUCUCACCCACGUCGACCAACUCCACCACAUCGGCUGCCAACUCGCCGUCCUAAAACGCGUCUACCAAAGCUACGAAUUAAUCAUCGAGCGCGUCCUGAAGAAACAAGAAGCCACCCUUGCGUCACUUAAGAACUCGCACAUCCUCUCCGGCAACGCCUCCCUCAUCUCCUCUCACCCCGUAAUAAACGACUCUCCCGGCCCCCUCGUCCCCGAAGCCGACAGCCUCCUCGGCGUAGCCCUCAGCUCCGCCGCGCGUGUCCGCUUCGAACGCCUCAAAGACCGCAUCCAGCUGUACGCCCUCUCCGAAAUAUCCGAAUGCCUCGACCAAAAAGAGUCCCUCGUAAUGAUGAACUUCAACCUCAUCGCCAUCAAAGAAUCCUUUUCAGUUGAACGCCUCACCUGGGUUACUUUGCUGCUUGCUAAGAUUACUAUCUUGUUCACGCCUGUGACGCUGAUGACAGGGUAUUUUAGCAUUCAGUUCAAGGGGCUGGAGUUUGAAGUCGGCAGUUAUUGGCGGGCGUUUGGGUGGACGUUUGGGUUGAGUGCGGCGUUGCUUGUGUUGUUUAGUUGGGUUAGUGGGACGUUUGAGGGGAAGAUUAUUACGAGGAGUUGGACGAGGGCGGUUUAUGAUGUUGCGCAUAGGUGGGUUGUUGGGAGGAGGAAGAGGGGGAAGAUGCUGUAG